UCCCGAAGCGGCCACCGUCACAACCACCACAAUAUCCUAGCGCCAGACUUUGACGUCCGCGAAACUGAGCGCGCCUACUUCCUCGAAGGUGAAUUCCCAGGGAUACGCGAUCGAGAGAGCGUACGACUGGAGUGGGUGGACUGCCGAACCCUUGCCAUCGAAGCUAAAAUCGUACGGGUCGAGCUAGAAAAUGAAUGGGGAGGCUUGAAAUUGGCAGAGGCGGAGGGCCAGAAGGGUGCUGCACCCGUAGUUAGAGAGUGGUUGAGUGAGAGGAGGGUGGGUCAUUAUCAGCGCACGUUUACGUUUCCCGCGGACGUAGAGGCGGGCGGUGUGAGGGCGAGGUUGGGGCAGGGCUUGUUGAGGAUUUUGGUGCCAAAGCUUAGAGAGAGGACGAUGCAGGCUAAGAAGGUAGAGGUC
Lindgomyces ingoldianus is the source of this 417-nucleotide messenger RNA. RefSeq names its product HSP20-like chaperone. NCBI's taxonomy places the organism in Eukaryota, Fungi, Ascomycota, Dothideomycetes, Pleosporales, Lindgomycetaceae. Gene Ontology annotation, biological process: protein folding; protein complex oligomerization; response to heat. The transcript has 2 exons. The record is from RefSeq and is a predicted model, not a curated record. The annotation marks the transcript as partial.